AUGUCAGGCUUUGCCACGCUAGAUCACAUCGGCAUUUUCUUGUUCACUGCAGGUGUAGGCCUCAUCAUCCUGGCUAUCACAUGGGGUGGCUCAACCUUCCCGUGGAGUUCUCCGGCAGUCAUCGCUUCUCUCGCUAUCGGAUCAUGUUGUAUGCUUCUCUUUGGGCUAUUGGAAUAUCUGCUCGAACCGGGCCGUGUGCUUGCCAAAAGAUUCGACCGGACUGUCCCCAUGAUUCCCGCGUCACUCUUUCGCGAGAAAGACAUUGGUAUCAUCUGCUUCAUCUCCUGCAGUGCAGGAGCGGCAUUUUACUCUAUCUUCUACUAUAUCAGCAUAUACUUCACCCUUGUUGAGCAAGACUCGGCCGCCAAAGCCGGAUUAAAAUUGCUCUAUUACGUUCCAGGUCUGGCCAUUGGCGUUUUCGCUGCCCGGUACUGCUGUAACAGUUGGCCUCGUCAGACAUUCUGGGCAUUGUUUAUCGGAACAAUCAUCGAGACAGCAGGGAUUGCGGUUGUCACAGCUGCGAUCAAGAAGCGCGACGAAGUUCUCGUUACAGUUAUGAUGGCAUUUUCAGGCGCGGGCACCGGGGCGCUAUUUAUGCCCAGCAACGUGCAUCUAGCGGGCAUGUUCCCAAGCAGCCUCUCCGCUGCAUACAGCUUGGUGCGAUUCUCACUUCCAUUCGGAGGCACGGUUGCCCUAACCAUCAUGAGCUCCGUCUUCCAAAACCGCCUCGACCAAAAAUUCAAUCUGAAUUCGGACGGUGUCCAAAGUGCGACUCUCCGAACUAUCACGGCCGCCGACAGUGCCCCCGACCCGCGAUUGAAUAGCACUUACGCUCGUCUGCCAGCCACACAGGAAGCUAUCAGAAGACAAACCUCAGAUGCCAUCAUGUGGGCUUUUGUCUCUAUUAUUCCUGUACUUGCUGUGGCUGUGGUAUUAUCAGCAUUCCUAGGAAAUGUAUGGGUUCCAAAGAACAUGCACGACAACGAUGUCGAUGUGCAGCGCACGCGAAAACAAAACCCCAACGUAACCGACGGAGGACAAGACCUUACGAACAUCAGUCCAACUACCCAGCAAGUCCCGGCCAUGGAGAUGAUACAAGUACAAGAGGCGAUCACUGGUGAUUCUCCUGCAAAUGUUCCCCGCAUAAUUCAUUCAGGGUAUCUGUUGUACCUACUUCGGGGCCUUACGAAGCCAGAGGGACUGGUAUAG
Molecule: messenger RNA, 1209 nt
Organism: Cladophialophora immunda
Lineage: Eukaryota; Fungi; Ascomycota; Eurotiomycetes; Chaetothyriales; Herpotrichiellaceae
Exons: 1
Coding region: 1-1209 (402 amino acids)
Biological process (GO): basic amino acid transport; transmembrane transport
Cellular component (GO): fungal-type vacuole membrane
Molecular function (GO): basic amino acid transmembrane transporter activity
Source: RefSeq, a predicted model, not a curated record